Durusdinium trenchii is the source of this 916-nucleotide messenger RNA. NCBI's taxonomy places the organism in Eukaryota, Dinophyceae, Suessiales, Symbiodiniaceae. The record is from the annotation of a GenBank genome assembly.
GCACCAAAGAAGAGGGCAGCUGCAGAAGGGGAGUCCGAGGUCAUCCAGUUAGAUGAUAACGUUCGGGUUGAAGCCAAUGCCUAUCAGGGCAAGAUUGGUGUUGACAUUCGUCGAUUCUGGACAGAGAAGGCAUCUGGAGAACUACGCCCUGGGAAGGGCCUGCGGAUGUCCCAGUCUGAGUGGGAAGCCAUUUGUGCGGGCAAGGAGCGCAUUGACGAAAUGCUGAAGGAGGGCGAAGAGAAUUCCUGGUUUGCUGAAGGGGACGUGACGGUCAGCAUUACUGGGGGAAGUGUAGAUCUUCGACGCUUUUACACAGACAAGAGCGAUGGAGAGAAGAAGCCAGGCAAGCAGGGGAUCCGCCUUUCAGCGAUACUGUGGGGCGUGCUCAAGGCAGAAAUGGCAAACAUUACAAAGAUGUUAGGCCAAGUCAGCACAGAAGGAAACGUGACGAAGAAGCCGAAGCAGAACAAGAACGCUUCCACGAGGAUGCCCAUGUUCUACCAGAAUGAGCAUGCAUGAGCUACUGCGGACUGCAGUGGAGGAUUAGUUUGUUGAUGGUUUCGUGUUUGGAUGCUGACUUCGAACGUAAUUUAGACCUGAGUACCUGACUCCGAUCAGGUUGAUUGCCCUUCCGUUUGCUUGCCUUUACUACUUUACUUUACUUUACACUGAAAUGCACCGGCUUGUCUUGUUCCGGCCAGGCUGCAACGCACUGCAGUUUGUUUAAUGUGUUCUAAAUUAAUGGGGAUGCUAAGUUUUUCUUCCAAGUUUGGACACACACGAUCACACACGCACAUGCCACAAAGUGCACACUCAGACUCAAAUGUUAUUAUCAACACUUGAUUGUCAAUAUUGUGAGACCGAGUUUUCGAGUUCAUGAUAGCAUUUUCGUGAGGGAUGAAGCUUCUCCCGUUGA